UUGACCACUCACAGCAGGGAAACAUCGGACUUGGAACCAAAAAAAAGCAGUCAUGAGCACAUCAGAACAACUACCCAGGGAGUUAAGAGACUCACUCAAGAACAUCGAAAGCGCAAUCCACGAACUAGAAUCAGUCCAACUCAAACAACUAUCAAGAACUCAGCAUCAACAACAAGAACAUGAGAAAGAAGACUCGUUCACAUCGAUCACCAAUCAAAUCAAAUCAGAACUCAAUCGAAUCGAUCACCAUCUCGAGGAACUUGAGAUACUCGCGGAUGAGUGCGAGGAUGAAUCGAGCAGAACGGAGGCACUCAGAAUCGUAGAGGACCAUCGGAAGCAUGCAACCAGACUCAGAGCGAGCUUCCGGACGAUCUCCUUGGAAGUCAAACGAACCCUCGCCAACAACACGCUCCAGUCUUCAAGAGCCGAAUUACUCAGUGGAGCGACAGCCAAGCCCGGUAGGUCAUCAAACACUGAGGAGGCUUUGAUGUCCGCCUCCUCCGACGUCACUCAAUCUCUCCGGAAUACUCUCGAGAUCAUGAGGCAGGAACUGGAUCGCUCGGUAAUGUCGACUCACUUAUUAGAACAACAAACGGCCACCUUACAACUAACUUCGGAUCAAUACAUGAGUUUUGGAGAGUUAAUGAAGACCUCAAGAGCGUUGAUCAGUACGCUCCAACGGGCGGAUCUAAUGGACCGGAUCUUGCUGACUGGGGCCCUCUUAUUUUUCAUGCUGGUGUGCAUCUAUAUCCUGAAGAAGCGGAUCCUAGACCGCGGAGUAUCGGUGCUCUCGACCAUCCUCACUCCACUCACACGGACGACCAAGACGAUAAUCAACAGCAAUAACAAUAAUGUUCAGCCAUCGUCUACUAGUGAUCAGAUCGUAGUGGGCUCAUCAGACACCAAUGAUCAGAUCCUCACCGCCGCCGCUUCUGCUGCUACUGCAGUCGCCGUCUCCCUCAUCCCUGGCCUCGUCUCUUCUCCCGAUUUGCCCAUACCUCCUCCUCCUCCUCCUCAUCCUUCUGGAAAUCUUCCUGCUAAACCUCCUCCGAUUGAUGCCCAUCCUCCCUCUGUUGAUCCUAAACAAUCCAUCAAACCCGAUCCUCUUCUUCCCUCUGACCAUCCAGUCAUAUCCAACUUUGAAUUGCUUCAUGAAGAACUUUAAGAAUAAUCCACCCUUCCCUUUCUUUUUGUUUUCUCUCUCCCAAUCCAUUGAUACUUUUUUUUUACCCAAUGCCUCUCCCAUUUACCAAUGUUUCUUAAAUCAUAUUUCAGAUUCUUCUUUUUUUUCCAUCAUAUCUUACCUUUUUAAAAAAUUAACAAUUACCUGAAUGUUUGUUUUCAAUCUAUGACAAUUGUGAGAUUUACCUCUUACAAAAGUAACCAGUUUAUUCAGCUUUGUUUAUAAAAACAAAAAAUAAAUCAUAUUACCACUUGUUUGAUUAUCACCACCAAAUUAUGUUUCUUUUUUUUUUUGAAGCAGCUUAACUGUCCUUCCAUGUUGAUUGUUCUUUUCCUUUUUUUUGAUUUGGAAUGUGAUUUUGUAUUUGUAGAGAGUUUGAAUGGUCAAGUGGAGAACUUCCCAUCACAAUCUACGAGCCUCCCAGAAGUUGAUUUACA
Messenger RNA from Puccinia graminis f. sp. tritici CRL 75-36-700-3, 1620 nucleotides. RefSeq lists its product as uncharacterized. The record is from RefSeq and is a predicted model, not a curated record. Gene Ontology annotation, molecular function: SNAP receptor activity. Gene Ontology annotation, cellular component: endoplasmic reticulum; SNARE complex. The transcript has 4 exons. The coding region runs from base 53 to 1165 and encodes 370 amino acids. Lineage: Eukaryota; Fungi; Basidiomycota; Pucciniomycetes; Pucciniales; Pucciniaceae. Gene Ontology annotation, biological process: retrograde vesicle-mediated transport, Golgi to endoplasmic reticulum.